CCUCUCUCCCCCACACAUGUCGUACUACAACAACCGUCGCCGUGCGUCACCGGCGCAGUCGACAGCGUCUCAGCUUGGCGGCCAUCGGUCUGGGCGCAAGGACCCACGACUGAAUGCCAAGCACCAGAAGAUCCUUAUGGCACUUCUUAAGCAACCUGAGAAUGCAUACUGUGCAGACUGUGGUAUCAAGGGCCCGCGCUGGGCCUCGGCCAAUCUCGGCGUCUUUGUCUGCAUCCGCUGCUCGGGCAUCCACCGCAACAUCGGUGUCCACGUGACCCAGGUCCGCUCGGUCACGCUUGACACCUGGCUGCCCAAGCAGGUCGAGGUGAUGAAGGCCAUGGGCAAUGCCAACGGCAAGCGGGUGUACGAGGCCCGCUAUGACGGGCCAUCGCCGCGGUUCUCAGAGGGGGAGACCCGUGCCUGCGAGGCCUGGAUCCGCGCAAAGUACGAGCGGAAGCAGUACUACAGCAAGGAGACCCACGACGCCAUCCUCGAUGCGUACUUUAACCCAAAGGCGCAGCCUGCGACUGCGGCUGCUCCUGUGGCUGCGCCUGCGCCUGCGGCUGCGGCUGCGCCUGCACCUGCGCCCGCACCUGCGCCCGCGCCUGCUCCGACCUCCACCCCGAUGGUGAGCGUGGCACCUGCCGCUGCUGUCGCGGCCCGGUCAGGCGGCACGCCGUCGACGCCCAAUCUUAUCGACUUUACGUCGACGCCCACGCCGUCGGCUACGUCUCACUCUUCGGCCGCGUUUGGCUCUGACCCUGCGGCUCUGUUUGCCGGCACCCCGCCUGCGUCGGGCGCCUCGACCCCUGCCUUCCCGUCGGGCUCGUCGACGCCGCCGGCGAUUGGCUCGGCCGCCCCGCCGUCGGCUACAGCGACGACUGCCGCCGCGCCGGCUCCCACCGCGCCGGCUGCCUCCGGCUCGUGGGUCGAGUCGCUCUUUUUCAACCCGCAGACCGCUGCCCAGUCGGCGCCGGCCAUUAUGGCCGUCUCGCCCGAUCCACUCGUCUCGGCGCCGGCCGCGCCGGCCAAGCCCAAGCCGUCGACUGACGACAUCAUGUCGCUGUACCAGCCGGCCGCGCCGGCCGCGCCAGCCUUUGGCGCCGGCUUUGGCGCGCCCGCCAUGCCGGCCUUUGGCGCCGGCUUUGGCGCCGCGUCCGCCCCGGCAGCCGCGCCGGCUGCGGCCUUUGGUGGCUUUGGCGCUGCACCAGCCGGCAACCCGGCCGCGGCUUUUGGCUUCCACCAGGCGCCGGCGCAGCAGCAGGCGCCGGCGCAGCCGCAGCCGCAUCAGGCGCAGCUCGCCAUGCAGCAGCAGUUUGCGCUGCAGAACAUGAUGCGCCAGCAGCAGGCGCAGGCGCAGGCCGCGCAGGCGCAAGCCGCGCAGGCACGCGCCGCAUCGAUCACCUACGGAGGCGUCGGCCUCGGCGCCGCUGCAGCCCCGGCGCUCACCCCGCUCACCCCGGUCUCAUCCAGCGGCGGCGGGAGCGCAAAGGCCGCCGACUUGAGCGACGCCUUUGCCGGCCUGUCAUGGUGAAGGAAUAGAGUAACAUGUGCGGAGGAGGAAG
This is a messenger RNA of Thecamonas trahens ATCC 50062, 1565 nucleotides long. RefSeq lists its product as uncharacterized. Gene Ontology annotation, molecular function: GTPase activator activity. Bases 17 to 1534 code for a protein of 505 amino acids. Lineage: Eukaryota; Apusomonadida; Apusomonadidae. The record is from RefSeq and is a predicted model, not a curated record. The transcript has 2 exons.